AUGAGGCCGCUCCUUCUCAUCCUCAUCCUGUGCAUCACGACAUGCGUGAACACCUAUGGGAAGGCGGGUGCUUACGAGCGUAUUCUGUACUACUACACCUACAAGCUUGACUGUGCAAUCCACAAAGUUCCAACAAAGUUCUCACCCAAGUGUGGAUCAGAUUGUACAUUUAACGGAUUUAUCAAACUCAUCGACGGGCUUGGGCAUGUUGACAUAACCCAAGAAGAAUUUCCUGAGAUUGAUACGACUGCCGCAGCACUUGAAAGUCUUGGACUCACCGAAAAGUACAAUCCAGACUUUAUUGUUCCUGGGGCAAGGCCUGACCCCAACGGCAGUCCUAUCUCUCACGUCUUGGAGGCUGUUGCCGACUUUGUACAGAACAAUAUAGACCUAGUUGAGGGCAAGAAGUACAGGGCAAAGAUUGCAGACGCCGCGAGGAAGGUUAUGUUCAAUCGGAAGUGUGGACAAUCCGAAGCAAUAGCUAAGAAGGUGCCGACAUACUUCAAACAUGGCUUCGUAUGGACAUACACGACGAAGACCAUGUUCUAUAAAACCAGGGAAAAGCAAGUCAGAAAUAUCAUUGACAUUGCCGCCACAGCCUACUCUAUUAAAAAGCAUUAUUCAAAAGAUCUUCGAUCGGAGUUUACGAGGGUUAUCAACUUGCCGGACGUUAGUGACAAGGGUCACAAGGCCAACAUCAAGGCUUGCAGAAAUAUUCUCCGCGCGGUUCAACAAGAAUUAGUACGCGAUUGGGGAGAUGGCGAAAAGAAGAAAAAGAAGCAAAAGCCACUUCGCUUUGCAAAGCCGGAAUGA
Messenger RNA from Aspergillus versicolor CBS 583.65, 813 nucleotides. RefSeq lists its product as uncharacterized. The transcript has a single exon. NCBI's taxonomy places the organism in Eukaryota, Fungi, Ascomycota, Eurotiomycetes, Eurotiales, Aspergillaceae. Bases 1 to 813 code for a protein of 270 amino acids. The record is from RefSeq and is a predicted model, not a curated record.